AGUAGCACAACGCAAUUUAAAAGCACAGCGUGACUGACGACCGCUCGAGGCGGACGAUUUCACCUUGAUUUGUGGAAUCGAGAACCAAUAGAGAAGCAACGUCAUGGAUGAUGAAGCAGAAACCUACAAACUGUGGCGAAUUCGGAAGACUAUUAUGCAGCUUUGCCACGACAGAGGAUACCUAGUGACACAGGAAGAAUUGGAUCAGGACCUCGAGGGUUUCAAGGAUCAAUUCGGAGAUAAGCCGUCUGAUAAGAGGCCAGCACGCAGCGAUCUCGUUGUGCUUGUUUCGCAUAAUGAUGAUCCUACAGACCAGAUGUUUGUCUUCUUUCCUGACGAGGCUAAAAUCGGUAUCAAGACGAUUAAGACGUACUGUCAGCGUAUGCAGGAAGAGAAUAUAUCUCGCGCUAUCAUUGUGGUACAAGCAGGAAUGACCCCGUCAGCAAAACAAGCUCUUGGAGACAUGGCGCCAAAAUAUAUUCUCGAGCACUUUUUAGAAAGUGAACUGCUCAUUAAUAUUAUUGAGCAUGAGUUGGUGCCUGAGCAUGUCGUUCUCACGCCCGAAGAGAAGGCGGAGCUUCUUGCGAGAUACAAACUGAAGGAAAAUCACCUUAUGAGAAUUCAGGCAGGAGAUCCGGUCGCACGCUAUUAUGGGCUCAAAAGAGGUCAAGUAGUAAAGAUCGUUCGAAAUUCGGAAACCGCUGGUCGAUACAUCUCGUAUCGACUUGUUGUAUAAAGACUUACAACGUGAGGGAAUUAGAUUGAGAAUAAGGAUAGCUAGGUAACCCACAGAAAGCAAUGGUGUGGACCUCAAGCACCUACUAUCUAUUCAUCUCAAUAUAAUAAUAUUUCCAAAAAUUCUUUUAGUUAAUUUCGACGUUUUAAAAAUGUGAUACUA
Varroa destructor (honeybee mite) is the source of this 898-nucleotide messenger RNA. RefSeq names its product DNA-directed RNA polymerases I, II, and III subunit Rpb5 (gene Polr2E). Gene Ontology annotation, cellular component: RNA polymerase II, core complex; RNA polymerase III complex; RNA polymerase I complex. The record is from RefSeq and is a predicted model, not a curated record. Gene Ontology annotation, biological process: tRNA transcription by RNA polymerase III; transcription by RNA polymerase II; transcription elongation by RNA polymerase I. Lineage: Eukaryota; Metazoa; Arthropoda; Arachnida; Mesostigmata; Varroidae. Gene Ontology annotation, molecular function: DNA binding.